This is a messenger RNA of Arvicanthis niloticus (Nile rat), 1371 nucleotides long. The record is from RefSeq and is a predicted model, not a curated record. Lineage: Eukaryota; Metazoa; Chordata; Mammalia; Rodentia; Muridae.
CCUGAGUCGCUGCCCUGGGGUGAGAACAGAGCUGAUCCGAUUGCUGCCAGGUGGAGAGAGUCAGCCGCUGCAAAGGAGGCAGAGGUGAACUACCAGCAGGUGUUCCUCAAACGGACUUGUGAGGACAGAUUGCGAAGCGUUCACUCAGGACAGCGGGGUGACCAGUCUGCCUCCGGUUCUCUCAUUGUUAAAUCCUGAGACAACAGGAAAAUGACUUCCCAUGACCAAAAGGCUGUCACUCACAGACCCAAGGUGGCUCCCACCAAGAGGAUGAGCAAAUUCCUGAAGCACUUCACAGUGGUCGGGGACGACUACCACACAUGGAACGUCAACUACAAGAAGUGGGAGAAUGAGGAGGAGGAGGAGGAGCCGGCGCCCACAUCAGCGGAGGGCGAGGGCAGUGCUGCUGGUGCAGAUGCCGAGGCUGGCUCUGUCUCCACGCCCAGGCCAACCCUGGACUUCAGGACCAGGCUGAGGAAACUCUUCAGUUCCCACAGGUUUCAGGUCAUCAUCAUCUGCCUGGUGGUCCUGGACGCCCUCCUGGUGCUUGCUGAGCUCCUUCUGGAUUUGAAGAUCAUUGAGCAAAACUACAUAGUCAAGGUGUUCCACUACAUGAGUUUUGCCAUCCUGGCCUUCUUCAUGGUGGAGAUUUUCCUUAAAAUCUUUGUCUUCCGCUUGGAGUUCUUCCACCACAAGUUUGAGAUCCUGGACGCCAUCGUGGUGGUGGUGUCUUUCGUCAUUGACCUCGUCCUCAUGUUUAAAAACCACCACUUUGAAGCUCUUGGUCUGCUGAUCCUGCUUCGGCUGUGGAGGGUGGCCCGCAUCAUCAAUGGCAUCAUCAUCUCUGUGAAGACACGCUCAGAAUGGCAGAUCCUGAGGUUAAAGCAGAUAAACAUCCAACUGGCCACGAAGAUCCAGCAUCUGGAAUUCAGCUGCUCCGAGAAGGAACAAGAGAUUGAGCGGCUCAACAAGCUGCUGAGACAGAACGGACUUCUCGGGGAUGUGAACUAGCCUUCCAGACGCUACCUAGAGGAGCUGGGCUGUAGCCAGACAGCAAGCGUGUGGUGUGAAGUCCAGUCCCCAUCUCUGCCUUGGCUUGCACUCCGGGAUGCUGGCGCUGCUGCUGCCCCCUCGGUGUCCACGCCCUAUGCCUGCAGCAAAGGAAGAAUGACCUUUCCUCAAGCUGGCCUCUACUGCCACUCGCUCGCUCGGGAGUCAUCAAGGAAGCUGGGCUGUAAAACCAGCUUAAAGCACAUCCUGAAAGGACCUGGAACUGGCACCCUGUACCAGCCUAUUCUGGAAAACCUUUCUAUACUAGAUGGUCCACAGCUUUUCCUGCUGCAUUUCCUAGGGGAACCAUCAUGGUACCCA